UCUGAAUCAAACUGGACGCGUUACAGUACCACCCACCUUCUUCUGUUAGUUUCCACUCACUGAUCCAAACACCACAAAGCUGCGACCUCCGUCCACCAUGAAGCUGCUGCUGACUCUCUGUCUCGCCUGCUCGCUGCUGAGCACAGCCGAGUCGCUGCGCUGCCACAUGUGUGACAACGACGACUGCUCCAACUCGACCUCGGUCACCUGUCCCGCCCUCUCAGCCUGCAGAACCAUCACUUCCUUGAGGCAGACAGGUCCAUUGAUGAGCGUGUCUGUGAAUAAAAGCUGCUCCUCGCUGCUCUCCUGCUUCCCUCCUCUCAACACUCAAGUUGAAUGGUCCGUCAAUGUGGGGGUUGCUAAAGAAGGUCACCAUCAGCUCUGCUGCACCACAGACAACUGCAACUUCCCGACUCUGGCCGUUCCAAACACUCUAGCGAACGGUAAGCAGUGUCCUGCGUGCGGGAGCCUCGCUGAGAGCCUGAACGGGACCUGUAACUCCACCCUGUCCUGUCAGGGAGUCGAGGACCGCUGCUUCAACGGCACCAGGACGUCAAACUCCACUCAGUUUCUGCUCCUCGGCUGCAUCUCCGACAACCUCUGCAGCCUCCAGGCCACGUUCGGCUCUCUGAUCGGGGGAAACAUGCAGAUCACCUGUGGAGCUCCCCGCGGCGUCGUGAUGAGCGCCGUGCUGCUGACCUUUGCUGUCGCAGCUCAUAAAGUCCUGCUUUAGAUUUUAAACAUGUUUACGCACACAUGUUAACCAACACAAGGCUGAGCGGAGUUCAGUGUUUCAUAACAGUGUAACAUCGACAACAUGUGCAGGUACAACAGGCUGAACCACAUACAGAUGUUAUCACACACACACACACACACACACACACA
Molecule: messenger RNA, 885 nt
Organism: Labrus bergylta (ballan wrasse)
Lineage: Eukaryota; Metazoa; Chordata; Actinopteri; Labriformes; Labridae
Source: RefSeq, a predicted model, not a curated record